Molecule: messenger RNA, 579 nt
Organism: Nannospalax galili (Upper Galilee mountains blind mole rat)
Lineage: Eukaryota; Metazoa; Chordata; Mammalia; Rodentia; Spalacidae
Gene: Rnf183
Product: ring finger protein 183
Exons: 1
Coding region: 1-579 (192 amino acids)
Biological process (GO): protein ubiquitination
Molecular function (GO): ubiquitin protein ligase activity
Source: RefSeq, a predicted model, not a curated record
AUGACUGAGCCACAGGGUCAGGAGCUCACGGCUGAAUGCCCUGUCUGCUGGAACCCCUUCAACAACACGUUCCAUACUCCCAAAGUGCUGGACUGUUGCCACUCCUUCUGUGUGGAAUGCCUGGCCCACCUCAGCCUAGUGACCCCGGCCCGGCGCCGCUUGCUCUGCCCACUUUGUCGGCAGCCCACCGUGCUGGCCUCAGGGCAACCUGUUACUGACUUACCCACGGACACUGCCAUGCUGUCCCUGCUCCGCCUGGAGCCCCAUCACGUCAUCCUUGAGGGCCACCAGCUCUGUCUCAAGGACCAGCCCAAGAACCGCUAUUACUUGCGCCAGCCUCGAGUCUACACACUGGACCUUGGACCAGAGCCUGGGAGCCAGCCUGGGCACCCCCAGGACACAGCCCCUGCCACCAGGCCUGUACCAAUCCCCAUUCCCAGCCACUAUUCUCUGAGGGAGUGUUUCCGCAACCCUUACUUCCAGAUCUUUACCUACCUGAUGGCUGUCAUCCUCAGCGUGACUCUGCUGCUCAUCUUCUCCAUCUUUUGGACUAAGCAGCUCUUUUGGGGUAUGGGGUGA